Python bivittatus (Burmese python) is the source of this 2109-nucleotide messenger RNA. NCBI's taxonomy places the organism in Eukaryota, Metazoa, Chordata, Lepidosauria, Squamata, Pythonidae. The record is from RefSeq and is a predicted model, not a curated record.
UAUGGUUCUGAUCUAAUGAUGGAGGAAAAAACCCAAGGAGUUUUUUUCCAGCAGAUGUUCCCAAAUGUGGCGCUCCAGUAUGUGGGUAUUCUCAAGUUAUUGCUCUAUUUCAACUGGAGAUGGGUUGGAGUGGUUUAUCUGAAUGAUGUUAAUGGAGAGAGAUUCAUACAGGAAGUGCUUCCCAUGUUCUCCAAGAGUGGCAUUUGCUUUGACAUCAUCCAAAGAUUCCCACUCCUAACUUUUUCUGCAUUUAUUGAUCAAAUGGUGAAGGAGGGACUUGAAACAUUCCUGGGUAUCAUGAAAAGCAGUGCAAAUGUAUUCAUAGUCCAUGGUGAAAUUCAGACCUCCUUUGUCCUGAGAAUGGUGCUUUAUUUGUCAGACUUUGAGAAUAUACCAAUGGUGACAAAGGUCUGGAUUAUGACAGCUCAAAUGGAUUUCACAUCACUCCCCUUUCAAGAUGAUUGGAACUUAGACUUCAUACAUGGUGCUCUAUCACUGGCAGUGCACAGAAAGGAAUUGUUUGGCUUCCAGAACUUUGUUCAGGCCAAAAAUCCUAAAGAAGGAAGAGAAGAUGGCUUCAUCAAAGGUUUUUGGAAACAAGCUUUUAACUGUGUAUUUGCUAUUUCUCUGGUAGAUGAAGAGGAGAGCAAAACCUGCACUGGGGAAGAAAAACUAGACUCUCUUCCUGUACCUGUUUUUGAAACAAGCCUGACCGCUCACAGCUACAGCAUCUAUAAUGCUAUCCAUGCUGUGGCCCAUGCUCUACAUGAUAUGCAUUCAAGCAAACCCAUGCACAGAUCAAGAACAAUGGAAGGGAGAUGGAAACUUCUGCAUCCGCCUCUGUGGCAGUUGCACCACUUUCUGAGAAGCGUUUCAUUUAACAACUCUGCUGGUGAAAAAGUUUCUUUUGAUGAAAGUGGUUCAUUAAUAGCAGGAUUUGAUAUUAUAAAUUGGGUCACAUUCUCAAACCAGUCCUUUCGGAGAGUAAGAGUUGGCAAAAUAGAACCCGUGGCUUUUCCAAAGGAAAAGGAAGACUUCACCAUUCAUGCAGAAGACAUUCAGUGGCCCAAGCGAUUCAAUCAGACAAAGCCUCUUUCUCUAUGUAACAAUAUGUGCCAAAUGGGGACUAGUAAGGCAAAGAAAGAAGGGAAGCCAUUUUGUUGCUAUGAUUGCUUUCCAUGUCCAGAAGGGAAAAUUGCAGAGCAGAAGGAUAUGGAUGUCUGCAUUCAAUGUCCAGAUGUUCAUUAUCCGAACCCCACCCAGGUUUUAUGCAUUCCAAAGAGUAAAACCUACUUGUCCUAUGGAGAACCCUUGGGAAUCACUUUGGCCAGUUUUGCUCUUUCCUCGACUUUCCUCUCUGCUUUCAUUCUAGGCAUCUUUGUUAAAUACCAUGACACUCCCAUUGUCAAAGCCAACAACCGGAACCUGACCUAUACUCUCCUCAUUUCACUCCUCUUCUCCUUCCUCUGUGCUCUCCUCUUCAUUGGCCACCCAGAGAAGCUGACCUGCCUCAUUCGACAAACUGCUUUUGGCAUCAUCUUCUCAGCGGCAGUUUCUUGCAUCUUGGCCAAAACCAUCAUAGUGGUCCUCGCAUUUACUGCUAUCAAACCAGGGUCCAGGAUGAAGAAGUGGGUGGGCAGACAAUUGGCCAAAUCCAUUGUUCUUUCCUCCUCACUAAUUCAAAUCACCAUUUGCACUGUGUGGCUGGUAAUCUUUCCCCCAUUUCCAGAUGUUGACAUGAAUUCAAUGACAGCAGAAAUUAUUGUGGAAUGUAAUGAAGGUUCAACAUUCAUGUUCUACUGUGUUUUGGGAUUUAUGGGUUUCCUGGCCAUUGUCAGCUUUGUUGUGGCUUUUCUGGCCAGGAGUUUGCCUGACACAUUUAAUGAAGCUAAGUUUAUUACCUUCAGCAUGUUGCUGUUUUGCAGCGUUUGGAUGUCAUUUGUUCCAACUUACCUGAGUACCAAGGGAAAGUACAUGGUAGCUGUGGAGAUCUUCUGCAUUUUGGCCUCCAGUUUAGGGAUACUGGGCUGCAUCUUUUUCCCCAAAUGCUAUAUCAUUUUGCUGAAGCCAAAUCUUAACACGAGGGAGCAGCUAACAAGAAAAAAAUAA